Rhinichthys klamathensis goyatoka is the source of this 407-nucleotide messenger RNA. RefSeq names its product ATP synthase inhibitory factor subunit 1b (gene atp5if1b). Gene Ontology annotation, molecular function: ATPase inhibitor activity. Bases 41 to 364 code for a protein of 107 amino acids. The record is from RefSeq and is a predicted model, not a curated record. Gene Ontology annotation, cellular component: mitochondrion. The transcript has 3 exons. NCBI's taxonomy places the organism in Eukaryota, Metazoa, Chordata, Actinopteri, Cypriniformes, Leuciscidae. Gene Ontology annotation, biological process: negative regulation of ATP-dependent activity.
GUCAUGUCAGUGCAUGAAUACAUGAGCACAUGAAGAGAAAAUGGCGAGGUUUCUAAACUCUAAUAUAAGGAAGUUUCUGGCCACACAGAUCAGGAUGUCGUCUGACCAGCUAGGAGAACUGGGUAAAGGUGCUGGGAAAGGAGGUGGCGGUGGAGGUGCGGUGAGGCAGGCAGGAGGUGCGUUUGGCAAGAAACAGGCCGCUGAGGAGGAGAUGUACUUCAAGAGAAAAGAGCAAGAACAAUUAGCUGUUCUGAGAAGACACCACCAGGAUGAGAUUGACCACCACAAGAAGGAAAUUGAGAGAUUACAACAGGAGAUUAGUCGCCAUGAGGGCAAAAUCAGAAAACUUAAACAUGAUGACUGAGACUGGCGAACCAAGACAUUACAUUUCAUAAAUAAAUGCCCCA